AUGAAUCCCUUUUCCUCCGGCACCCGGCUGAGGGACAUGAUUCGGGCUAUUCGUGCUUGCAAAACUGCGGCCGAGGAGCGUGCCGUUGUAAGAAAAGAAUGUGCUGAAAUUCGUGCCGCGAUUAGUGAAAACGAUCAGUAUUACAGGCAUCGUAAUUUGGCAAAGCUCAUGUUCAUUCACAUGCUUGGUUACCCUACACAUUUUGGUCAGAUGGAGUGCCUUAAGUUAAUUGCCUCACCGGGUUUCCCUGAGAAGAGAAUAGGAUAUCUUGGCCUUAUGUUGCUUCUCGAUGAACGACAGGAAGUCCUGAUGCUCGUUACCAACUCAAUAAAACAAGAUUUAAACCAAACCAAUCAGUAUAUUGUUGGGCUUGCGCUUUGUGCCUUGGGAAAUAUUUGUUCUGCGGAAAUGGCUCGUGAUCUUGCUCCAGAAGUCGAAAGAUUGCUUCAGUUCAGAGAUCCUAAUAUACGUAAAAAGGCAGCAUUAUGCACCAUAAGGAUAAUACGAAAAGUUCCUGACUUGGCAGAGAACUUCAUAAAUCCAGCGGCUGCCUUACUGAAAGAAAAGCAUCAUGGAGUAUUAAUAACAGGGGUCCAGCUUUGUACGGUUAUGUCGAAAUUAAGCAUUGAGGCUCUUGAACAUUUCAGAAAGAAAUCCAUCGACAGCUUAGUCAAAGUUCUGAAGGAUCUUGCAAACAGUCCAUACGCUCCAGAGUAUGAUAUAUCUGGGAUUACAGAUCCUUUUCUUCAAAUUAGAUUGCUCAAUCUUUUACGUGUGUUGGCCGAAGGCGAUGCAGAUGCUAGUGAUGCUAUGAACGAUAUUCUUGCUCAGGUGGCAACUAAGACCGAGUCGAAUAAAAAUGCGGGCAAUGCGAUUCUAUAUGAAUGCGUUGCUACUAUCAUGUGCGUUGAAGAUAAUGGAGGACUAAGGGUACUUGCUAUCAAUAUUCUGGGUAGAUUUUUGUCUAGCCGUGAUAACAAUAUCAGAUAUGUCGCAUUGAAUAUGCUGAUGAAAGCAAUCGCCUUAGAUAGUCAAGCAGUGCAGAGGCAUCGAGUCACGAUUCUGGAAUGUGUAAAGGAUUCGGACCCUUCAAUUCGAAAGAGGGCCCUUGAGCUCGUUUAUCUUCUGGUAAAUGAAAACAAUGUAAAAUCGUUGACCAAAGAGCUUGUUGACUAUCUGGAAGUGAGUGACUCGGAGUUCAAGGGGGACCUUGCCGCAAAAAUUUGCUCGAUUGUGGAGAGGUAUUCCCCUGAGAAAAUAUGGUACAUUGAUCAGAUGCUCAAGGUUCUGUCAGAGGCUGGAAAUUACGUAAAGGACGAAAUAUGGCAUGCUCUUAUAGUUGUAAUAACUAAUGCCCCUAAUCUCCAUGGAUAUACUGUAAGAUGUCUGUACAAGGUUGUUCAAACAUCAAUUGAGCAGGAAACUCUCGUUCGAGUUGCCGUUUGGUGCAUUGGAGAAUACGGUGAUCUGUUGGUUAGUAAUGCCGGAAUGCUCGAUGUAGAGGACCCGAUAACUGUAACCGAGUCAGAUGCUGUGGAUGUUGUAGAAGCUGCAAUCCGAAGCAAUUACUCGGAUCUCACGACUCGAUCCAUGUGCUUGAUUUCUUUGUUAAAGCUAUCGAGCCGAUUUCCAUCAUGUUCCAAGAGAAUAAAUGACAUUUUACGCCAUCACAAAGGAAGCCUUGUGCUCGAACUGCAACAGAGAGCUCUCGAGUUCAAUUCCGUUGUGGAGAAGCAUGAGAAAAUCAGGUCUGCCCUGGUCGAGCGUAUGCCAGUACUCGACGAGGCAACCUUUAGCCGGAAGAGGUCUGAUUCUGUGCCUGCUUCCGUAUCGGCUUCCCAUGGACCUCCGCCGAAAAUUCCAAACGGGGUUGUUGUUAAACCCGUUCAAACAGCUCCUCUCGUUGACUUACUCGAUCUUAGUUCUGACGAUGUCCCGCCACCUGGCUCAUCCGGCACCGAUUUUCUUCAGGAUCUUCUAGGCGUUGAUUUGUCCCCUGUUUCUUCACAAGGGAACAGUAACGCCCCAAAAAGCAGUACCGAUGUGUUGCUGGACCUUUUGUCGAUUGGCCCAUCGACACCCGAUAUUUUAUCUACCAAUCAAGAAAACAAAAGCCCAGUCGAUCAUUUGGGCCUGUUGGCCUCACCUUCACCUCCGGCCCAAGCCUCUUUGCCUGUGAUGGAUUUGUUGGACAGUUUUGGAACGAGCCCAUCAUCCUCUUCGCCCAACGGCCCAACUUAUCCAGAUAUUGUCGCAUUUGAGAGCGGCUCUUUGAAAGUUACUUUUAAAUUCUCAAAGGAUCCAAGCAGUCCACAAACUACCCUAAUCGAGGCCCAAUUCGUAAACAAAUCGUCAGAUAUUUACUCGGAUUUUGUGUUCCUUGCAGCUGUCCCCAAGUUUCUUCAACUGCACUUGGAUCCAGCUAGCAGCAAUACGCUUUCCGCAAGUGGUAAUGAAUCUAUCACUCAGAAGUUGCGAGUCUCCAACAGUCAACAUGGCAAGAAAUCCCUGGUCAUGCGCAUACGAAUAAGUUAUAAGGUCAACGGUAAAGAUGUUUUGGAGGAAGGACAAAUAAACAACUUCCCCCGAGAUCUGUGA
Messenger RNA from Striga hermonthica, 2598 nucleotides. NCBI's taxonomy places the organism in Eukaryota, Viridiplantae, Streptophyta, Magnoliopsida, Lamiales, Orobanchaceae. The record is from the annotation of a GenBank genome assembly.